CACGUGAUCAUUCGUUCCCUCGUUGCUUCCAUUUUCUUCAAGCUCACUUGAGUGAGGCACCUCCAGAGUCUGCGUGCUUGCCACCUUGGCGAAUGGCAAGUAAUUUGCGGUACUGAGUUUUUACCCUUAACCUUCUCAAUUUUAUUAUCACCACUCUUCAACCAACUUCUCAUCAAUCUUCCCAUUGUCUGUUUCUGUGGAUCUUGCGAAGAUCACCAUAAAUCCACAAGUUCAUUGUUCUCCUGUUGUCGAAUUCGGAGUAGUAGUACUACAUCCAAGAGCACGACUCGUCCGCCGUCCCCAUUGAAUUGGAGCAGCAUCUUGACAAACUGGUGUUGCCUUCUUAAUCAUCAGCCAGUACACGGGCUGGGGCCUCCUGGGUUGGAUCUGCGUAGUAUCUGUUGACUGAGGAUUUGCAUAGCUCGCUGCUAGUCACAAUGUCUCAACCGCUUCCUCCUGGCCGUCCAGACUUUGACAGUCAGCAACAACCUUCCCCAUCAAGCAACAGUGAGGAUGAACACUUUGCUGAUGAUAUGGAUCAUUUAUCUGCUGCGGAUGAGGUUGAUCAGCUGGGACCAUACGAGGACGAUAACAACGUGGAACCUGCGGGGAUCAAUGCGCAGGACAGCAAUCCAUCUGUGAUUGAGGAAACCCAAUUCGUCCCUCUUGAAGCUGACAGCCAACGCGAAACUAAAGCCUUGGAUGUACCUCCUGCACCAGCUGUGGAUGAAAGCCUCAUCAAUGUCCAAGACAGCAAUCUGUCACUGAUUGCAGAUACCCAGUUCGUUGAUCUUGAAGUUGACACUCAAGCGGAAACUCAGGUCUACCAUCCACCUGCCGUUUCCGGCGUUGCUCCCAGUUCCGAGCAGGCGAUCGGCACAGCUAACAAUCAAGCUUGCGGAGAAGAGGCACAAGUUUCAGGUGUCAAUUGUGAAAACUUCAGCAACACGGAUCCCUACGCGGACUUACCAACUAAAGCUGCUAAGAAUGGUAAAAUUUCAGGCUUUAUUCAGCGUCCUACAGUCAGUGAUGAUGAGCAUGAUGGAAAGGGCUUCAAGUUCCGACCACCAGCCAAGCCUGCUUUGGUUCGACCACAAUCCAAGGUUUAUCAGAACGCGUUUGGAGUAAGUACUUCGGCCGCAGCCACGGAACCAAGAUCAGCUUUCGAGCCUGUCCACCGAACUGAAUCUGCGACCCCACACUUCGUUAUCAAUACUCUUCCGUCACAAUCGGAUAUCGAUACCACAAGCUUACUACAGAUUCCUCAAGAUGCGGCAAACAGCAGCACCGUUCUUCAAGCCUUAGAUCAUGUGCCAAUACACACAGUCGGACAGAGGGACCAAAGUGAAGGUACUACAAAUGUAUUAGCAUCUUUAGAAGCGAAAGCGAUCGUUUCUCUACAACACGAUCAUGUACACCCACAAGUCGAAAAAUCCAGUAAUAUUCAUGCGGCGGUAUCAGACCAUUGCGUUCUUGAGGAUAUUCCAUCAUCAGUGUCCUUGCAUCCCAUUCCAGGUGCCGAGCUCGCCAACCCACGCCAAACGGGGACCCUGGAUCCCAGCCACAUUUCGAAAGACAGAGUCAACAAUAUGCAAGCCAGUCGAGAAGAAUCUGGUCAUCAUUCGGCACCACGUAGAAGCCCGUUGAAACCAUUGUCAGCCGCACGAAACAGCGGGCAAGCUCGGAGAAAGUCUCGUAGUCGAUAUAAGCCGUUCCCCGAGGUAGUACAAAACCUUCGUGCCUUUCCUCGUGAAAGUACCGCCUUCGACCGGCACGAGACAGAGGUUUCGGCACAACUACGAGUUGAUAAUGUAUCCAACAGCUCAUUUUCUGGAGCAAUGUCCAACGACAAAAGGUCAAGAACAGCUAAUUUUGAGUCAAAUCAAGUACCCGACCAUUCUUUGAGCAAAGCCGAUCCGGAAGUACCAACUCAGCCUCGUGAUCACCUCACCAGACUUGACCAAGGUACUGGCUAUCCUGAUCGUUCACAAACUCUCUCUACGCAUAUUGAUCGUAGAGAGACUAUUCACCACCACGAAGCCGAUGGAUACCGGCCAGCCAGUCUCUAUCCACAGCAUUUACCUGGUUUAGCGGAAUCGAAUAUUGGAAUUGAGCUCACCGAGCAACAUGCUUUCCCACUUGAUGAGCUUGCAGGACCCCAGUGCUCUCAUUCUAAUGAUGGAGCUGUAUCUCAUCCACAUGAAGAGUCCUGUAAUAACGACGAAAUUGAGCUGCCCCAGGCUGUGGUUGAAGGUCAGGACAGAUUUGGUUCAGAACUGCUUUCGGGUACCAAGCGCAAGAUUGACGACAAUAUGCCAGACGACCAGAUGUCUUUCCAAGAACCACCUCGAGUACCAUCAAGAGCACAUUCCGUGUCAAGACCAGACUCGCGACGCAGCAAUCAGGGUCGAACACUACGACCCUUUCCCAAUGCCGAUCGCAAAUCUCGAGUUCUCAGCACAAAUAAGCAUGAUGCUGGUAGCUCGAAAGUACUUAAAUUAUCGGUCACCCAGAACUCGCUGAGUAUCGCCAACACUAAGGACAAGAAACACAUUUUGGCCAGCUACAAAGAAUUUCUGCACAAGGGAGAAAGCUACCAGGAGGUUUUCGAGCAGUAUGAACAACAAGCAGCAUUCAUCGAGACACAGGCGUCUAAGAUUGUGCAAAUGCAGGGAGAUGUCGCUUGUUCGCAGCAGAAAAUAAAAGCCUUGGAGGCAGAGAAGAUUUCUCUGACGCAAAAUAUGAAAAAAUUCGCCGACAUGAGCUCGAAGUACAAAACGCAUAUGAAUGAAGUGGUCAAAGCACAGAAAUACUUAACGUCUCAGGCGGCUCAGAUUCAAAAAGAGUCGAGCGAAAUCCUCAAAGCUCGCACAAUUUUUGAUAAGAUCAAGAAGGUAGUCGAAGAUGCCAAGGAUCUGCGAGUAUCGGCACAGCAGAUUCAUGAUGUGUCAACCCUCAACCAGGAGCUUAAACGUGCUAAUAAGAGACUUUCGAUCGAGAAUGAGAAGCUUGGAGUUGAUAAGACAAAUCUUGAGGAAGAUAAUGCAAGACUCAAGACAGACCUUGAUACGGAAAAAACCACAACGGAGUUAUUGAAAAAGGAUCUCGACCAGAAAGCUGAUGACCUGUUACUGGAGACGCGGAACAGGGAGCAACUUGAGAAGCAGCUCGAGUGUCAAGCUACAGUCCACAAGGAGCUCAUUGAUCAAUUAAAGCAGCUUCCUAACGCCAUGUCUCAAGAACUUCGGAAAGAGGAUGGUGUUCUAGCGGAACUGUUGGGCUCAGGAAACACAACACGUUCAAAGCUUGAUGAAGUAGCUUCUCUUAUUCAGCAGUUGAAGUCGGUCCAACCAGAUGCAUCUGCUUCGUUGGUCAAACUCUUUGAGGAUCUAUUUUCCAGGCACGAGAAUAGAAGCCAGAACUCCGAGGCCGGAAUAGCUGCUUUCCAGAAAGCCAUUGCAGAAACCUUGACGGAGCUUAAGGAUACACUAGGCCAACUCUGCCUGAGCAAAGAUGCCGAAGCGAUAUACAAGGAUCAGAUCUCAAGCCUCGACAAGGCCAAUGAAAUCCUGAAAGCAGAGAAGGCUACCAGUGAAAUUGAGGCACAGAGAUCAACCCAACAGCAUGAGGAACUUCGGCGCCAUCUUGCUGAUUGCAGAAGCCAGCUACACAGCAGAGAAGAAGAGCUCGAAGCGGCUCGUGCAGUUCCCGUAGAGGACUUUGGCUUAACUUCAAAAAUCCAGGAGCUCAAUAAGGCCAAGGAAGCACUUGAGACGCAACUCAAGAACGCUGAACAAGCAUUGAGGAAUGCCCAAAAUGAAGCCAAGUCUAAAUUUGAGGCCGAUGCCGAAAAUGUUGCCUGUAUCAAAGAUCUCGAACAGAAACUGGCCGCUGCUAUUAAUCGCAUCGAUAGCUUCGAGAACGAAAAAGCUAGGUCUCUUGCUGAUCAAAACCUCAAACACGAGAGAGAGAUCCAAAGGCUUGCUCAGACAGCACAUGAGCAAAGGGAAACAACACGUCUGAAGAGCCAGUCAGACUUAGAGAACACUGAGCAGAGGCUUGAGCAGGAGAAGUUGAAACAUGCGCAGACUUUGCAGGAUUUGUCACAGCUUCAAGCCCGGUUUAAGGCCCAAGCCGAAAGCACUACCGAUCGAGAAAACGAACGAGUGGCUUAUCUCCAACAGACAAAGCACCAGAUGGAACAAAUUCAACAGUUCAUUGAAAAAGCCCCCAGCCAAAAGACUCCCGUCUUGUCUUCUCAAGAGCUACAGUCAAUCAAGAAGACUGCAACAGACACUCGACAAAUGAUUGUUAAGGCCCUUGAAGAUCACUCACAGACCGUCCUGACAGCGGCUGAGGAACAAACCCGAUUUGAGGCCAAAAUUCGAAAGACCGGGGCUUUGGAAAUUGAGAAGUACGACAUGGCAAAGGAAAACAUUUCCUUGAAAGAAAAGAUCACAGAAAUGCAGCGGCAACGAAUUUCGCAUGCCACUGUGCCACAAUCAUUCGUCAGCGACACUCCUACCCCCAAUAUGCUACAGGAAGCGGAUGACGAAACACUCAGAUCGACUAUGGCUCGGAAAAAGCUUCAGAAAUCGAACGAUUUAAUUAUCACACCAAGCAAUAAUUCUAAUGUGGAGGAUUCUGGAUCGUUGCGUCGAGCAGCAAGCCUGAAUGCGUCUUCAUCACAGACCACCAAGAGAGGCAAUUUCGCUGGGAGCAAUAAGAUCAUGGUAACACCUCAAAUUGAAUCAAAAAGUGUGGAUGCCGGACUCUCUCGUGAAACCGAUUCUCAGCAGCGAGCAGCGAGCUCACAAAACUCUUGGAGAUCUAUCAAGCCUUUUUCGACGUUCCCAAAUUCAAGCCCCUCAACCGAAGACGACCUUGUUAGUCUUGUGGACUUCCCACCCGAAGAUAACGCCUCCCACGGAAAUGAUGUCAAGUGUACAAGCUCAAAGGCCCCUGGGCAGACUAUUUCUGGUGUGUCCUUGAGUGUCGCCACAGUUAUCAGGCGUUCCACUGGAGCAGAUACGCGUGGGCGUUCUGAACGUAAAACCAGUUUUGCCUCACAUGUUCCUUCCCAACCAUCACCUCGUGAUGCAAUGCCGGCCAAAUCCGCUAUGAAGAAGCCUAAACAAAAUCCCAACUAUGCUACUGAGGCUUCAAAUAUCGCUUCUAUUGUUGGCAAGGAAGAAAAUAUCAAUCCCCCCCGUCAGACUCUUGGCAUGGACAAUAUUCGAGGUUUUAGAAGUGGCGCUACUUCUACAUACAUUCUGCAUCAGAGUAGCACGCAGCAACUGUCUGGUGAUGUCCUGGAAAAAGGUUCAUACCCAGCUGCACCCAGCCGCUCCGGCCAGAAGAGACCACAUGAUGGCUUGGAGUCAAGCAAUGCAUCAAAACGCCUCGUUACGACUCAGAGGACAAAAUCGAGUACUCGCUCAAAAGAGAUUCCGGAUUCUCAGGAUAAGGGAAAGCCCUAUUGAGGGCCAUUCGACGAAAACCUUUGCCACUAUUUGUGCAACGAAAAUCCAUCCUUAAUCUUGGGCUCUAAACGGCUGUUUCGCUUGCCAACCUUGUUCUGAUACCAGUGUAUAUUGUCGGCUUCAUCCCCUGAUUUCGAAGCUACGAACUGGUGAACGGAGAUAUGUAACCAUGGGUUGCUCUGAAUAUGGAGGGAUAAUGUGAGAUGAAAGUUACAAGUGGUUGUGUUCAAGUCGAUGGAAAGUAAGGUGCUCAUUUCAUUGACAGAGAUCUUGCAGUAGGAUUUGCUGGGAGGGGACAUUCUUGGAGUCGAAUCUCUUGCUUCAGCACUUGAAAUGCCAACAUCCUGCCUGAAUAUAGAAUCUGCUGCGAUUGCAAUAGCUAGACAUGACAACUUGCUGAUCACAUGAUUGUACGAGUACACCCAUAAAUUUCCCUCAGUCCCUGUGAUGCAUGCCCAAACGCCAUUGGUUUUCCACACAACCCCAAGUUAAUGUACAAUGCAUUAUGAUCGAGUCAUUGAUGACUUCUGUGGUGAUAUGGCCCUCAGUUUGUACCUCUUGAUUCCGGCGAAGUGGCGAUCAGUGUCGUUGGGUUCUCAAGCACAGACUACCGUCCGCCGCGCUUCUGUUCGAGGAAAAGAACCUUCUUUCGUACUGAACGUGAGAGAAUUAGCUUCAUAUCCUGAAAUUUUGACCAAAUCCAAUCUUCUCUUUCCACAGACACAGCCGCUGGGAAGCUUCAUAUGCCCGUCAUGCCUUUCCUGCAUAGCACAAGCCUUGUCCGUCACCCUGGCCUUCUGUACCCAGCAGGAACAUAACAUCCAGUAUACCCAUAAAUAUUACCAAGCACCAGAUAUACAAAUGUCUGUAUAGAACGUACCAACAGGAUCGUAUUUCAGCAUACUCAGAGGUCGAUGCGUCCGCGGUCGAACGAGGGUUUUGUAGUAUCCGUAAGGCAUAUGUAAACUGGCGGGCUUUUGUUACCUUUCUUUGCCAUUGUGUGGGUGCUUGGUGAUGUUGAGGAGUUCACUUGGAGAGCUUAGGUGCAUUGUUCCUGAAAUUUUGUUUGGCCUCAGGUUGAGUGGCGUGCCAAGGUGUGGGUGGAUGUGGGCUCGGUUCGGCACCUCAAUAUUCAAAACAAAACAACGACGUUUGCCUGUAAGAUGAAAUUAUGGCAACCGCCAAACUGGGACAUACCAUGCUUUGUCUUUGCCUAUAUUUAAGAGAGUUGAUACCACUUGCUCGCACGUUAACGAUCACGCAUAGAAAUGGCUCAAGGUGACGAAGAAUAAUUUGAUGUUUAUGAGAUCAGCACUCGAGUCCACAUGAAAUGGAGCCUUGUUAACCUCAGUAUCUUCUUUCCAGUUGUACUGCUCAUAUCCUCCGAGGACUCUGCUCGAAUCUCAUCCUCUUCUUCAAGAUCCGUGCAUGUUAAAUACUCGACAUGAUGAUGCUUCAUCGCUGCCCCGAUCCCCCAUUCUGAUCCUUCCGAACAUCCAAGCAGAUCAACCUCUCACCUUUAACAGAGAGUACUUUCAGAAUGACGAAUCCACUGGCAAUCAUUGUCGAUAACUGAAUAGGGACAUCGAUGCUGAAGCCUUCACUCCCUGACUCGGCUCGCCUGUCGAACAUGCCAUUGUAGGGUCCUUUGGUUAUGAGCGUAGUAUUUCUUUCAUUAUGGAGCAGAUUGGUCAAGAUC
Molecule: messenger RNA, 7182 nt
Organism: Cadophora gregata
Lineage: Eukaryota; Fungi; Ascomycota; Leotiomycetes; Helotiales; Ploettnerulaceae
Exons: 11
Coding region: 438-5483 (1681 amino acids)
Source: RefSeq, a predicted model, not a curated record